AAAGAACAAGAGCUUAAAACAUAAAACAUACUUUCAAUCUUCAGAGAAAAAAAAAAACAGUUAAUCAAAUCUAAAGAUGAGUCCUAAGGCAUUUCAAGUUAUGAUCUUUCUUGGUUUCUUGGCCACUUCUUGUAUCUCUCAAGCUCCGGCGCCGGCACCAACCACCACCACCGUUUCUCCACCGACGUCACUUCCUCCGGUGACAGCAGAAACACCUUCUCCAGUUGCUUCACCGCCUGUUCCAGUUAACGAGCCAACUUCUGCUCCAACCACUUCUCCAACAACAUCUCCGGUUGCUUCUCCUCCUCAGACCGAUGCUCCAUCUCCUGGUCCUUCCGCAGGAUUAACUCCUACUUCGGCUCCAGCUCCCGGACCAGACACCGACGUCGCUGAUGCGCCUGGAAGCGCUGCAUGGGCUAACCAAGCUUUCCUUGUGGGAACAUUUGUUGCCGGAGCACUUUACGCUGUCGUUUUGGCUUAGAGAUCUUUUGAGUUCGGUGGAUGCUUUGUUCCUCUCCUUUUCGAUUAUUGUUUUAUUAAUUACUUCUUUCGUUCGCAUAUAUUUUGUAUAAUUCUUAUUGUCAUGAGGAUAUGGACAUAUAGAUAUUAUUAUUCAUUUUUUCUAUAAACUAGAAGUGUUCUUUCGAAUGAACAAAUCUUUGGUUGGUUGGCCUUAACUAAGGUACAAACAACUAUCCCG
Eruca vesicaria subsp. sativa (arugula) is the source of this 700-nucleotide messenger RNA. The record is from the annotation of a GenBank genome assembly. NCBI's taxonomy places the organism in Eukaryota, Viridiplantae, Streptophyta, Magnoliopsida, Brassicales, Brassicaceae.